UCCGGUGUAGGCCAUUUUGUUCUGAUCCGUGGACGCUCAGCGGUUGCUUCGUUCUCAUCUGCGUUUCUGUUAAUUCUACCGACUGCGGUUCGAGUUGCUAUAUUUAAAGCGCUCGUCGUUAGUACGUUUUGUAGAUCGGAAUAAAUUAGCCUCAGCCUCAGGCGAAUUAUCUCCAUCUUUUCUGGCGACAGGGCGACGAAUCUGUGGUCUAAUGCGUGGCGUUUCAGAGAGCUCACCGACUCGCGCAAUGGCGGAGGAUUUGGAUGUCGAGGCGAUGCUGGAGGCACCGUAUAAAAAAGGGGAGCAGGACUCCUCCUCCAAAGACAAGUCCUCCAAGGAGAAUGGGUCUAGUCGGAAAUCGUCUGGGAAAAGCAAACAUCGCUCGCGUUCUCGUUCACGAUCACGAGAUCGCGAUCGUCGAGACAAAGAUCGGCGGGAUCGCGACAGAGACAGAGACAGGGACAGGGACCGAGAUCGAGAUCGUGACCGAGAAAGGGAUCGCGACCGCGACCGCGAUCGUCGGCGCAGAUCGCGAUCGCGAGACAGACGGGACCGGGAAAGAGAUCGUGACAGCGAUCGGGACAGAGAUAGACGAGAUAGAGAUCGAGAUAGAGACAGGAGAAGAAAGCGAUCGCUAACGCCUCUGACCCUACCCAGAGCUCGACCGCCGUUCGGCAAAGGUCAUAGCCCACUUGGAAUAAAUGACGAAUUAACACCAGAGGAGCGAGAUGCUCGUACUGUCUUUUGUAUGCAGUUGAGUCAACGAAUUCGCGCUCGCGAUUUGGAAGAAUUCUUUUCGAGCGUUGGCAAAGUUCAAGAUGUUAGACUUAUCACCUGUAAUAAAACCAGACGAUUUAAGGGUAUUGCUUAUGUAGAAUUUAAAGACCCGGAAAGUGUGACCUUGGCUCUCGGUCUGUCUGGUCAGAAACUUCUCGGAGUGCCUAUUGUAGUUCAACACACGCAAGCCGAAAAAAAUCGUAUGGGCAACUCAAUGCCGAAUCUGAUGCCAAAAGGACAAACGGGACCUAUGCGUUUGUACGUUGGAUCUCUGCACUUCAACAUCACAGAGGAUAUGCUUCGUGGUAUCUUCGAGCCAUUCGGGAAAAUCGACAAUAUACAAUUAAUUAUGGAUCCCGAAACAGGCCGAAGCAAAGGCUAUGGAUUUUUAACCUUUAGAAAUGCGGAUGAUGCAAAGAAAGCGUUGGAACAGUUGAAUGGAUUUGAGCUUGCUGGUCGACCCAUGAAAGUCGGAAACGUGACAGAACGAACCGAUCUUAUUCAAGGACCGUCACUUCUUGACACUGACGAGCUUGAUCGUAGCGGUAUUGAUCUAGGAGCAACUGGCAGAUUACAAUUGAUGUUUAAGUUAGCGGAAGGCACUGGACUAGAAAUUCCUCCUGCGGCAGCAAAUGCGUUAAAUAUGGCACCUGUUAUGACACAACCACAGCCGCCACCACAAGCAGCUCCUCCCAUUGCAACCCAAUGUUUCAUGUUGUCAAAUAUGUUCGAUCCACAGAAUGAGACGAAUCCUAAUUGGGCGAAGGAGAUCCGCGACGAUGUUAUCGAAGAGUGUAACAAACACGGAGGCGUUUUGCACGUUUAUGUGGAUCAGGCGUCGCCCCAGGGUAACGUUUACGUGAAAUGCCCGUCGAUCGCAACCGCGGUGGCCGCGGUGAAUUCGUUGCACGGUCGAUGGUUCGCUGGUCGUGUGAUAACUGCUGCCUACGUACCGGUUGUGAAUUACCACUCCUUGUUCCCAGAUGCUAUGACCGCGUUACAAUUGCUGGCACCAAGCGCGCCGCGAAGAGGAAUGUGAUAAUCUUGAACAAAGCAAACGACCAACAAUCCGUUUGAUGUGUAAAUCACCAAGUAGAAUUGCGCGUUCGUCUCUUUCUCACAUACUCAUCUUGUUUGUGAAGAUCGUUCUUAUUUUUUGAUAAAACGCGAGUAAUUCGAACAACAAAUUAUGACAAUUCUGUAUGACCGGUUGAGAGAUGAUUAUCAUUCACGUCAAUUCAUCACGCAAUUUCAUAUUUAUAUUGUAAACUCAACACGUUCGAUUCGUUAGUUUACAGCAUAGUCAUUUGUGUUUUCGUGUUUUCCGUUUGUUUACAAUAAGGAAUUUUGCGUGUUAUUUAAAACCAAAUUGCGGUAUAAGUGUUUUACAAUAGAUGCAGAUUGUUUCACGCGAUUGCAGAUUAGUCUUUCGCGUAUAUAAGUCACAAAAUUGUAAAAUAUGUACCCGGUUCUCGGUCUAAGUGAUGUAACAUGGGUUUUGCGAAUGCGUUUUUGAUGAUAUUCAAUCGUAAUAGAGUAUUUCGUCGUAGAAAAUAUGAUAUAAAAAAAGUGCGAAGACUUUAAUCCUCUCAUCUCGGUAGGUGCAACAUACCUCAUAUUUAAGAUACAUUUGUACGUUGAAAGUGGAAUAUUCAAAUAAAAAAAAAGAAGAUAUCAAAAACAAUUUCUAGAAAAAAAAAAAAAAAAAAAGAACAUUUGAUCGCAUUCUCUCUAUAUAACCCGCAGUUACAAUGUUUAAAAGACUAAAGACUAACUUAGUUAACUUAAAAUCUAUUUCUGUGUGUAUAUUUACAUUAGGGACGAAAGGAUUAAGGUACGUUACGUGGAAAGGUUUGAUGCGUAAUGAAAAUUUAUGGGCACACACACACACACACAUUAGAUUUGUUAUAUUUAUACGGAGAGGUGAGAAAAAAGAUGUGCGAGACAGAGAAAGGGGUCUGCAAAUACUGGACACAGUUCCGGAACGAACGUAUUGAUAUAUACACAGUGAUGUUACAUUUAUAUAUACUCUGAUAUAUUUUAUAAAUAAUAAAUAUAAUAUAACAAUAACAGUAGAAAUUUGAGGACAGAAAUAAACUUUCAGUUUCCGUGUAACAAAACUGAUAAAAGCAUUGCGUAAGUUUAAUACUAAAUAGACUUGGAAUAAUCGGUUAAAAGCUAAGACAAAAAAAAAAAAAAAAAAA
This is a messenger RNA of Pseudomyrmex gracilis, 2981 nucleotides long. It is a transcript of the gene Caper, whose product is annotated as RNA-binding protein 39. Gene Ontology annotation, biological process: mRNA processing. Gene Ontology annotation, cellular component: nucleus. The transcript is spliced from 8 exons. Bases 212 to 1816 code for a protein of 534 amino acids. Lineage: Eukaryota; Metazoa; Arthropoda; Insecta; Hymenoptera; Formicidae. The record is from RefSeq and is a predicted model, not a curated record. Gene Ontology annotation, molecular function: RNA binding.